UGCACUCCUUCCUCGCCGGAGUGGAAGGGGCGCCUGUCCGCGUGCGAGCGCAGCCAGCGCAACGUCGGCAGAACCGAUCGCGACGUCCGUCCGACAGGAUCCUGCGCCUCUCCCUGGCCAUCCUGCGUGGGAAAGCCCGCUGCUGCGAGUGCCCGGGAAAACGCGCUAUGCCGUCGGAGUGCCGCGCCGACUCGUAGCCGUCACCCCACGAGCCUUGGAUUGUACCGCCUGAUCGCUCGAGGAGCACUGCUGCGAAGCCCCGUCAUGGACACCAAAAAGCCCGAUGAGAGGCGGUCCUGGUGGGCGCGGAGGACCAAGAUGGAGCGCUGCCUGCUGGUCAGCCUGGGCCUGGUUACCGUCAUCGCCGUCAUUCUCAUCAUCACCACCUCAGUCGCGAUGGCACGACCCCGUGAACUCACGCGACCCGGUUCAAGGCUACCGACACAAGUUUGCCGGGCGGCUGUCUGCCAAGAACGAGCGCGCCUGGUGCUGGAGUCCCUGGACGAGAGCGUGGACCCCUGCGACGACUUCUACGGCUACGUGUGCAACAAAUGGAUGCGCCAAAACCCCGUUCCGGACGACCGACCGAGGUUCAGCAUCUUCGACAGUUUACGCAUAAAACUUAUGCAUCAACUCAAAGACAUCCUAGAAAAGGCACCUUUCAAGGUGGAAAAUCAGAACGUGACGGACAAGGUCGCCAUCGCCUACCGAGCCUGCACCAACGAGUCUAUUAGCGAGGAGCUCAAGUUCGACUCCCUAAAAGAGUUCCUGAGCAGCAUGGGUUUCAGCAAGUGGCCCAUGCCGGUCGCGUGGGACUCGGCCCCUCCCUGGGAAGAAACCUUUGCACGCGUCUUCCGCAAGACGGGCCUGAGUUUCAUCAUCUCGGCUAGCGUUGUCCAGGACCUCAAGAACGCAACGUACUUCAUCAUCAGCUUGGAUCAGCCGGGCUUCGGCAUCGGUCGCAACCAGCUGCUGAAUCAGACGAGCGCCAACAACGCGCCCAUUGUGCGAGCGUACAAGACGUACGCGUCCGACAGCAUCCGCCUCUUCCAGCCCCAGAUGGGCGCCGGCGAGAGGGAGGCCGUGGUCGACGACAUCGUAAACUUCGAGUCCCAGCUGGCAAAGAUGACGCGUUCUCCAGAGGAGCGGCGCAACAUGAACUCAUUGUACCACCGCAUGACGAUGGCGAGGCUGAUGCUAGACUACCCGGAGCUGGACUGGUUGCGGUUAUUCAACAAUAUCUUCGAUGUUAUCAACAUGACGCUGACCGAAGACGAAGAGAUCGUGCUCAGAGAACCCCAAUUCUACUCAUCUGUUCUUCAGUUCCUGAAGUCUGUCAGAAGGUCGACGUUGUACAACUACGUGGGCUGGCGACUCGUUCAAGGUUUCGGGCCCCUGGCCUCGGGGCGCAUGCGUGACCUGGAGUUCGAGUUCGGGCGCGUCGUGCAGGGUGUGAGGAAGUCUCUGCCCGUGUGGCAGCGCUGCAUCGGCAUCCUCAGCGCCGUCAUGGACCACCCCGUGGGCCGCCUCUACAUCGAUAACGAGUUCAGCCCCCAGGCCAAGGAAGACAUGGUGUCGAUGGUGAAAGACCUGAAAGAGGCCUUCAGCGCUCUUCUGCAGCAAAAUAACUGGAUGGAUUACACCACGAAGAAGGAAGCCGCCAAAAAACUGGAAGGCAUCAUCGAUAACAUUGCGUAUCCCGACUGGCUCAAGAACAACACCUACCUCAACAAUCGCUACGACCAUGUUGACAAGGUUGUUCCCGAGAAGCCGUUCCUGGACAUGUACAUGAACUUUCGCCAGAACAAUAUAUUCAAGAGGCUUAAGAAGCUCCGGGAGUUCAGCAACAGAAGUGAGGAGUGGCAUUCGGGAUCUGCGGUUGUGAAUGCUUUCUACAGCCCCAACGCCAACUCCAUCACAUUUCCAGCCGGAGUUCUGCAGAGCCCGUUCUACGACUACGGGCUGCCUUCGUCGGUCAACAUGGGAGCCAUCGGUAUGAUCAUCGGCCACGAGAUCACACAUGGCUUCGACGACACAGGCAGCCAGUUUGAUUCGGACGGCAACCUUCGGAACUGGUGGACAGAAGAGACGCGCCGAAAAUUCUCCGAGCGGGCCAAAUGCUUCAUCGACCAGUACGGCAGCAUACUGGAUCCACAAGCACAAAUGCAUCUGAACGGAAUCAACACUCAAGGGGAAAACAUUGCCGACAGCGGAGGCAUUCGGGAAGCCUUUCGGGCAUACCGGAUCAGCCUGGCCAAGACCGGCAACCCGUUGGGGGUCGCGCUCCCUGGCCUCGAGAGGUUCACCAGCGACCAGAUGUUCUUCAUCUCGACUGCCACGGCUUGGUGCGCCAACACGCGAACUGAAGAGCUGAAGAAUAUCCUUCAGUAUGACUCUCACAGCCCGGCGAAAUACAGGGUCAUCCUCCCGAUGGGCAACUUCGAGGAGUUUUCCCGGGCCUUCAGCUGCUCAGCCAACUCGCGCAUGAACCUGAGCCGCAAGUGUGUGCUCUGGUGAACGACGCCGCAUCGAUGCGACGCUGCUACAACACGACACGCCUGUACAUACAUGCAUUUGCAGAAAUCUACGCGCUCAUACUAACAAUAAAACAUGAACGCUACUUGCCGCGAA
Ixodes scapularis (black-legged tick) is the source of this 2631-nucleotide messenger RNA. RefSeq names its product neprilysin-1. The transcript has 22 exons. NCBI's taxonomy places the organism in Eukaryota, Metazoa, Arthropoda, Arachnida, Ixodida, Ixodidae. Gene Ontology annotation, cellular component: plasma membrane. Gene Ontology annotation, biological process: protein processing. The coding region runs from base 265 to 2517 and encodes 750 amino acids. Gene Ontology annotation, molecular function: metalloendopeptidase activity. The record is from RefSeq and is a predicted model, not a curated record.